GAGGCCACCCGACUCUGAAGCAGUGAGCCUUUCCUCUUCUCACCCUCUGGCCCCUGGGUGAGGGUGGGAAGAGGGGCGUCUGCUUGGCUCCUAGUCCUGUCCAGAACCCGAGGAGGGGAGCUCAGCUUCCUUGGCCACCGCAGGUAGAAAUAAAAGACCACGCUGAGGACUUCCCAGAGGAGGCGGCGCGGCAAAAGGUCGGAAGUGCAGAGCAGGUGUGGGGAGAAAGUAACUAGUCGAAUGGGAGGGUCGGUGACGUGGGGAAGCCACGGUGGUUUCCGCAACGCUAGAAAUCGCCAAGCUUAAGGGGAAACUACAGGGCAUUUACGAAGGGUCUUCAUGGCCUGUGGCACGGUCUUUUUAAUAUUUUCGGCGGUGUCAGGUCUUCAGCAUGGAAGAGGAACAAAGUCCGAUGAAUAAAUGACUGGAGUUGCUGUCAUUUGAGGAUGUGGCUAUGUUCUUCACCAGAGAGGAGUGGGAAAACCUUGACUCGGCCCAAAAGUACCUCUACAGAGAUGUUAUGCUGGAGAAUUACAGAAACCUGAUCUUCUUGGGAUUUCAGUUCCCCAAACCUGAGGUGAUCUCUCAGCUGGAAGACUGGGAAGAGCCAUGGAUCCUGGAUCUACCAAGUGCUGGGAAUAGGAAAGCUUCCAGUAGUGCUUGCCCAGGUUCUGAAGCCAGAUACAAGAUGAAAAAGCUAACUUCAAUGCAGAAAAUUUCUGAAGAAUUAGUAUCAGAUAAGGUAUCAGUAGUACAGCAAGAGAAGGCCAAGAAAACCUCUAAAAAAUUAUAUAAAUGUAAUGAAUUUGUGGGCAAUUUCAGGCUUGCACUUCCUACUUGUGGUGAUGAAUGUAAGAAGGGCUUUCUUGAAAAUCUUAAUUUUACUGAAGAUCAGAAUUCUCAAACAAAUAAGCAAGGCAAAUAUGAUGACUAUGGGAAACCCUUCAAUCAGAGGUCAUUGCUUUUUAGGCAUAAUCAAAUUCUUACGAGACCAAAAUGUUACGAAUGCAGUGAAUGUGGAAUAGUCAUAAGACAUGAGACAGAUUUUGUUCGACAUCAAAGAAUUCACACUUCAGAGAAUCCUUUUGAGUGUAACAUUUGUGGACAAGCCUUCAAACAGAAGUCAUCUCUUAUUGUCCAUAAAUGUUGUCACCCACCAGAUAAACCAUAUAAAUGUCACGACUGUGGAAAGUUUUUCCGUCAGAUCUCAUAUCUUGUUGAACACAAGAGGAUUCAUACCAAAGAAAAACCCUAUAAAUGUAGUGAAUGUGAGAGAACAUUUAGUCAGAAUUCAACCCGUAUUAGACAUCAGUUAACCCAUAGCGGAGAAAAACCCCAUAAAUGCCUUGAAUGUGGAAAAGCCUUCAGUCGACACUCAACCCUUAUCAGCCAUCAACAAAUUCAUACUAGACAGAACACCCACGGAUGUAGUGAAUGUGGGCAGUCCUUUGGUCGGAACGUAGAUCUCAUUCAGCAUCAGAGAACCCAUACCAAGGAGGAAUUUUUUCAAUGUACGGAUUGUGGGAAAACGUUUAGUUUCAAAUCAAAUCUUUAUCGACAUAAGGUCAUUCAUACUGGAGAGAGACCCUAUAGAUGUGACAAAUGUGGAAAAUCUUUCAAUCGGCGUGCAAGCCUUGUUAAGCAUCAGGGUACUCACAGAGGACAGAUAUCUACAUGAUGUUAACUGGAAAAGCUACCAAUUAGAGAUUAGAACGUAAUCGCUACUGCAAGUAUAUAUAAUUAGAUCGUUUCCUGAAAUGUAAUAAAAAGGAACUGAAAUGAUGUUUCUGUGGGGACCCUCUUUUUGUGACUUACCUCCUGCUGUAGUCAAUUACUUUAUAGAAAAUGUAAUAAGCUGUUGUAUCCAGUCUCUCUUGAACUCCCUAUACCUUCAUUCCUUCCAGUCUAUUUAAGGCAGAAGGGAAUCAUAGGAGCUUUGUUCUGUGGUUCCCCAAGUUGGGGACUAUUUGAUGGAGUAUGAACAAUUUGAGUGUCUGUCUGUGGUUUAUAUAGAAAAAUAUUGCAUAGACUUUUCCAACAACAAACUAAGGACUACUCAUUAGUAAUUAGUGAGAUAUUAAGAAUUAUUAAAAUUUAUUCAUAAACUAAAAUUAGUAUGCUACUAGACCCUACUGAUAGGUCUAAGUCAGUAUUUGUAGCAGAUGCUAUUCAUGCCCUCCCUUACCCCUUCUGUGUGUGUCAUCUGACUUGCAGUAUCUGUAUCUUUACCUGCAAGCUUUUUCUAAAACCAUGAGAGGCCACUGCACCUGCAGGGUAAUAACAUACCCUGAGAGCAGCCCUCAACACAAUAAUGGCUGGGAAUUUGAGUUUAAAUACUGGAUCUCCCUCUCCCCUUGUGUUGAGGAUCUCUGAAGUGUAUGUUUUGUACUGUUUCCCCAUUUCCCUCAUGGGUUUACACACAUUCACCCACGAUUGAAGCUGCUUUAUUAGCUGUCUUCCUUUCUCUGUGUCUCUUCUCCACUUCCCUACCAGAGUUUCCUCAAGCCACCCACCCCCAAAUAAACUACUUGUAUUCAAGAGACGUCAACUGUAGUCCUUGAGGAACCAUAUCCCUUUUGUAUGCCAAGCACAUUCUUAUAUUCAGGUUAAAUAAACUGAUUGCAUUACUCUUCCUACAGUUCACCAAAACAAGAAAUCUAUUUGAAGUUAUUCGCAUGUCCUAACCUCAUCCCAGGUCUGCGUUUAUAAAUUGCUGCUAUUUGUUGUUGUUAGUUGCAGUCAAGUCAGUUCCAACUCAUGGCAACCUUAUGUAUAACAGAACGAAAUAUUGCCCAGUCCUGCAGCAUCUUCAGGAUCAUAGGUGUGUUUGAGUCCGUGUUGCAGCCAUUGUGUCAGUCCAUCUUAUGGAGAAUUUCCCUUGUUUUGAUUGGCCUUCAACCAAACAUGAUGUUUUUUUCUAGCAGUUGGACUUUCCUGAUGAUGUGUCCAAAGUGAGCGAGUUGAAGUCUCGCCAUCUUUGUGUCUAAGGAGCAUUCUAGUUAUGUUU
Trichechus manatus latirostris (Florida manatee) is the source of this 3007-nucleotide messenger RNA. Its product is annotated as zinc finger protein 789. The coding region runs from base 455 to 1678 and encodes 407 amino acids. Gene Ontology annotation, biological process: regulation of transcription by RNA polymerase II. The transcript has 4 exons. NCBI's taxonomy places the organism in Eukaryota, Metazoa, Chordata, Mammalia, Sirenia, Trichechidae. Gene Ontology annotation, molecular function: DNA-binding transcription factor activity, RNA polymerase II-specific; RNA polymerase II cis-regulatory region sequence-specific DNA binding. The record is from RefSeq and is a predicted model, not a curated record.